UGAAUUUCGGCUAAUUGAUAGGAUUAGGAAGAUUUCGACCAUGAGAGGAAAAUUAGUGCCCGAUUUUCCGGAGGUGGUUUUCCUGAUGAGUCAGGAAUGCUUAGUCCAAGCUCGAGCGGCUGCUUGUAGGCUUUAUCGCAACGUCAAACACUGUUUCAAGGAUUCUAAUUCCAAUUUUCACAAUUACAUAGGGCUCAUGUUUAUUGGAAUUGCACUUUCUGAACGCAAGUCAAAUUCUGCAUUCACUCAGCUCAAUUGUUCAGAAUUCGUUUUGACAAUAGUAAUUGUCAUGCUGCGAACUUACGCUGUAUGGGGACGGAAGAGAUCAAUGCUCCUUUUCCUGAUUGUUCUGACGGUGGUAGUCUUCAUUGUUCCAACAAUUGUGUUCACCGAGCUAGCAGUAAACUCGCUGCAAUUACUGGCAGCACUCAUCACUAUUCAGGCUUACAAACACUUACGCCAAACGCGAUCUCCCUGGGUCACCAAACUAUACAAAGAUGGCAUCAUUUUUUAUUUUUCUCUUCUUGAUUUUUUCAUUUGA
This is a messenger RNA of Lentinula edodes (shiitake mushroom), 541 nucleotides long. RefSeq lists its product as uncharacterized. The record is from RefSeq and is a predicted model, not a curated record. The transcript has 7 exons. NCBI's taxonomy places the organism in Eukaryota, Fungi, Basidiomycota, Agaricomycetes, Agaricales, Omphalotaceae. Bases 41 to 541 code for a protein of 166 amino acids.